CUACUACUACUAUUACUACUAUUGAAAUUACUAACUACUACUACAACAACAAACAUAACUUCUUCUUUCUUUCUUUCUUUUUUUCCUCCUUUCUCUUUGAAUGAUGUUAUCAUUAAGUGGACAACAACAAUCUUUAACUGACUCACCAACACUAUCUCAAUGCUCUAAUAGUAUAAAAAAGGAUUCUAAAGAAAUGACUUGUCUUACUAAUCAACAACUUAUCUCUAUUGAUCAUCCCCUAUCAACCAACAAUCAUAAUAUCUCUUUAUAUGAAAAAUCAUUGGAUCUAUCAAAUUGUACUCAGGGAACUUCCGGUGAUCUUCAGGAACCACUCCCUUCCUCUUUCUCGACUCGUCUUGACGAUCAAGAGAAUAGUGCUGCUGCAUCUACUCAAAAUGUACAGCUAUUACCCUACAAUAAUAAUCCUGUUGUUGUUGUUAUCAAGUUUGCAGAGGAAAAACGAAAUAUAGAAUUCCAUGAAUUAUUUCGUAGUGUACCUGAACAUGACCGGUUAAUUGAAGAAUAUAGUUGUGCCAUGUUUAAAGAUAUUGCUAUACAAGGAAGACUUUAUAUAUCAGAAAAUCAUCUUUGUUUUAAUGCAAAGUUUUUUGGCUGGGCAACGAAUCUUGUAAUCGCUUUUAAGGAUAUUGAAUUUAUAGAGAAAAGGACAAUGGCACUCAUUGUACCAAACGGUAUUCAAAUUACUACAAACACAAAAGUAAAACAUCUAUUCGCUUCAUUUUUAAGCAGAGAUACUACCUUUGAUCAAAUAUAUCAACUAUGGGAGUCAUGUAGAGCAGCAGGAGAUAAUGAUAACAAGUUAUUCAUAGAGGAAAAGAAUGAUACAAGUCAACAACAGAUAGAUGAAGAAUAUACAAUAGAUCGAUUAACCGAGAACUCUAUUGAUCCAACUAAAGAAUACACUGUAUUUAAUACAACUUUAUCGACAAAUACAGGGCAAGAUGUAUUUCAACACUUGUUUAGUCAUCAUCCUAAUCAAGGACAGUAUCCUUUUAAUAAAGUAUUAGAUAUUGAACAAUGUGAAGAAUUGUAUAGUAGUGAAUGGGAAGAUAAAGUAAAAAAGUGUCUAUUUAAAAAGGGAGAUGAUUUAUAUGAAGUAAUUGAUAAAGAAAUAAGCAAUGAAAGAGAAGACAUGUUUUGUAUUUUAUCAACAAUAUCAAAGAAAACAGAUACUAUUUCAUUACCUCUUUUCCAUUGUAAAACAAGUAUAUUCAAGACAAACGACAAAGAUGCGAAUACUACUGUGAUUAUAUCGAUAGAUAAUCAACAAUAUGCUUCUUCUUUUGAGUCAUUUGUUUAUAAUUUAUUAGAAGAAACUAUGAUAUCCAAAGAUGAACAGCACGAUCAUGACUCUUCCAUGACUAGCGAUAAACAGGCAAAGAGCAUAAAAGAAGAAGAAGAAGAAGACGACGACGAAGAUAAAGAAAAUAAAAACGCCUUUAUGGCCAAUCACAUGAUAUCCUUUACUCAGUCAACUCUUAAAGCCCUUUCUAUUCUAUAUCAAUUCUUUCGUAUUAAAAACAAAAGAUCUCAUCUUACUCCUUAUCUUCAUGAAUUCCCUUUUAUCCCUGUAUUAUCUUAA
Molecule: messenger RNA, 1603 nt
Organism: Cokeromyces recurvatus
Lineage: Eukaryota; Fungi; Mucoromycota; Mucoromycetes; Mucorales; Mucoraceae
Product: GRAM domain-containing protein
Exons: 8
Coding region: 101-1603 (500 amino acids)
Biological process (GO): intracellular sterol transport
Cellular component (GO): plasma membrane; endoplasmic reticulum-plasma membrane contact site; endoplasmic reticulum membrane
Molecular function (GO): sterol binding; sterol transfer activity
Source: RefSeq, a predicted model, not a curated record